UUAUAUCUUGAAAGAUUCAAGCAGUGUUAUCAGCAGCCAACGGAAUCUUGCAGAUAGAAUACCGGCAACGGUCAAGGAAAUGGCGUCGACUAGAAGUUUCGUUCGAGAAUAGCGAACACCACAGUUUCUUGGCUGUUUUAUAUCCUACAUCUAUGCGUUUAAGUGCAAGAUCAUUUUUUUAAUGCUUCAGCAUUCGUUGAUUAACAGAAAAAGGCAAUGCCGAACAUCAUACAAACGACUUUGAAUUAUCCAGCGCUAACUUGCAAUAAUGGAGAGAACAAUAUCUGGAUUGCUUGUUCAAUCCUAGAGCAGGUCAAUUCGCCAAUUGGCGAUACAGAAGCCUCGUCCCUCAGCAACGAGGAAAAACAAAUUACCGAAAAGCUUCUGAACGAAACCAAAUGCUGUGGCUACUUUAUCACGCACGUCUCUAGCAUAGAUUUCAAAUGCUUAUAUCCAGAGACGUUUAAUGAUCAAUUGGACACUUAUAUCCUGAAACAUGCAAAGGAAAACAACUUCCUGCAAGACAUUUGCUACCAAUUGGUGGAUUGCGUGUCAUGGCUACAUGAACGGAGCAUUUACCGCAAUAGUAAACUUCAUCCUGGAAACAUUUUCAUCAAGACUUUUCACAGUCAGUGGAAAGUAAAGCUUAUAGUUUCCGAAAAUCCUUUUCACAAUUUGGACCAAGAGUACAUCAAUUUGUGGUCGGAAAUCAAUCCGGAUCAGGAUUUGGCACCCACGAGGGACGGAACUGCCAUCCAGAGAGACCUAGCUUCCGUAAUCAUCCUAUUGUUUUUUAUCCAGUCAGCCGGCGCUCAUCCUUUUCAAAUAACUACCCCUGUUGAUCCGCCACAGCCGAAAAAGCACCAAGGCGUAAAGGAACAAAUUGAAAGGCACACAUUCAGUUUAGUUGCCUUGGAUAGAAAAUGCUUUUGUCAAAGCCAAAGCGACAACUGCGAAAAUCCGCAAUGCAAAUAUCGUUUUUGGGUCAAUAUGCUGGCCAAGGAUUGUACGCAUAGUAAGCUAACCGAAGUCUUUCAUAACAAAACAAGUUCAUAUACCAGAGAAUCGUUACGAGAAUUUAUGGAGCAUCCCUUUUUCUGGAAGACUUCCGGAGUUCUGAGGUUCAUCGAGCAAUCAUCAAACUACUUGAAAGAGGCACAAGAUAAAGAAAAAGAAAACAAAUUUGGUUAUUUUUCGCCAAGUCAGUCGAACAAACGGGGACAGCGUCAGUUGCCAAGCGGUCCAUCAGCUGCCACAAGGGCAAUGGAAGAGGUUAUACCGUGGCGACUUGAUAGUGACCUUUUGACGAAAAUUAAAACGAACUAUAAAAACAUUUUCGAGUAUUUACAUGAAAAACCUCCUAAGAAAUUUUUACCGUGUAUCACAAUUUAUUACGAACUUCUCAACCAAAUACGAAACAAGAGUUCUCACUGGAAUGAGACGACUGCAUGUGGAACUAGAGCCAGAGAAGAUUUGGAGAGAAUCACGUUUGGAGCAGAUAGUAAUAUGGAUGUUCAGCAUAAGUAUUGUUUGUUCUGGAACAUACAUUUCCCCAAACUUAUUCUCUACACAUGGAAAAACCUAAAAGAUGUAGUUGCGAGUCAAUAAACAUGUCAAGAAAUGA
This is a messenger RNA of Daphnia carinata, 1624 nucleotides long. RefSeq lists its product as uncharacterized. Gene Ontology annotation, cellular component: IRE1-TRAF2-ASK1 complex. Lineage: Eukaryota; Metazoa; Arthropoda; Branchiopoda; Diplostraca; Daphniidae. The record is from RefSeq and is a predicted model, not a curated record. Gene Ontology annotation, molecular function: RNA endonuclease activity; protein serine/threonine kinase activity. The coding region runs from base 217 to 1608 and encodes 463 amino acids. The transcript has 4 exons. Gene Ontology annotation, biological process: intrinsic apoptotic signaling pathway in response to endoplasmic reticulum stress; IRE1-mediated unfolded protein response.